ACUGCUCAGAACCACACACAAACAAGCACAAGCAGGCAUCAGCAGUCAAAAUAGAUACAAAAUAGUCGCCACCAGCAGCAGCAGCAGCAAGUGCACCUCCUACACAGUCGAACACACAUUGGAGACAUGGCGCAAAUAGUGGAAAAUCAAUUGUUUGCUGCGGCGCAAGCGAUUGAGCAACAGUUGGAUCAGGAGAUCGAUCGUCUGGACAGCUUUGACUCGGAUGAUUUGAAAGCCCUGCGAGAGAAGCGCAUACAGGAAAUGAAAAAGUUAAACAAUAAAAAGCAGGAGUGGUUAAGAAACGGUCACGGGACCUAUUCUGAGCUAGCCGAUGAGAAGGAGUUCUUCGAGGUUUCCAAGAAGUCGCCAAAUAUUGUGUGUCACUUUUAUAGAGAUAGCUCUGAACGCAGUCGCAUUGUCGACAUGCAUCUGAAAAUACUCGCUGCCAAGCAUAUAGAGGCCAAAUUCUGCAAGGUGAACGCCGAGAAGACUCCAUUCUUGACACAACGUCUACGCAUCAAAGUGCUGCCAACAAUAGCUUUGGUUAAGGAUAGUAAAACCAAGGACUUCAUCGUAGGCUUCACUGAUUUGGGUAACUGCGAUGACUUUUCCACAGAGAUGCUUGAAUGGCGCAUCGCCCACUCAGGCGCCAUUGAGUACAAAGGUGACUUAAUGCAACCACCAGAUGUUAAGCGCAAACCGUUCAUAAAUCGCGCACAAAAGACAAUACGCGGCGGCUAUGACUCCGAUGAUUCCGAUAUUGAUCUUGAUGACUAACGUGGCGCCCACAACAAACGACAAAAUAUUAUCAAACACAGCUGCUUGGUACUUGGUUGCGCCGGGACAAAAACAAUCAAAAAAAAAAAAAAAAAAACAACA
Messenger RNA from Drosophila arizonae, 879 nucleotides. RefSeq names its product phosducin-like protein 3. Lineage: Eukaryota; Metazoa; Arthropoda; Insecta; Diptera; Drosophilidae. The record is from RefSeq and is a predicted model, not a curated record.